UCCCUUCUUCACUGCAAUUUCUUCGAGCCUUCGAACAGCAAUGGCUGCUGCUGCAAUGGUGGGUUAGAGAAAUCGAUGAGGCACCGAAUUGCAAGGCUAGUGAAAGACGGGCUCUACAAAGAAGCCAUUGUCCUCUACACGCGUCGCCACUCUGUUUCUCUCCCUCAAACCAAUUUCACAUUUCCCUACAUCCUCAAAGCCUGCGCCGAGCUCAAGAGUAGCACCCAUGGCCAGAUGCUGCACGCCUCUCUAUUCAAAUCCGGCUACAUCAAUAAGCACACGACCACGGACCUCACCAAUAUGUACAUGAAACUCGGCUUGAUCGAGAGUGCAACCAAACUGUUCGACGAAAUUCCUCUACCGAGCGUGUCCCUUCUUAACGUCGUUAUUUCCGGAUUUUUGCAGAAUGGACUUUUUGAAGAAGGCUUCAGGCUGUUCAAAGUGAUAGGUAUUGCCGAUCUUCGAUUUGAUUCUGUCACAGUAGCUAGCGUGGUGUCUGCCUGCAGAGAUUCUGCUGAUGGCGCGCAAUUACACUGUUUUGCUGUUAAGACUGGCGUGGAGAUGGAUGCCGAUGCCGCGACAUCGUUAAUGACAAUGUAUUUUAAUUCGAAGGAGUUGGAUUCUGCAGAAAUGUUGUUUGUAUUGAUCGAGCACAAACAUGUGAUUUGCUACAAUGCUUAUUUGUCGGGGAUGGUGCAGAACGAUGCUGUCGAAUCGGCAUUGAGAGUGUUUAUUGAAAUGAGGAGCUUGUCUUGUUCGAGACCUAAUCCCGUGACGAUGAUGUCUGUGUUGUCUGGAUGUGGAGAUGGUAAUUACAUGAGAUUUGGUCGGCAGCUGCACGGUUUUAUAGUUAAAGUCGGAUUCAAGUUGGACGCGAAGCUCGCCACCAGUCUUGUCGAUAUGUAUUCAAAAUGCGGAUUAUGGCAAUGCGCGUACGGUGUUUUCAGAGAAACGGGAAGUGACCGGAGCUUGGUAACGUGGAAUUCAAUGAUAGCCGGAAUGAUGUUAAACGACCAAAGUGAAUGCGCCGUCGAUCUUUUUCUCGAGUUAGAACGCGAAGGAGCUUCGCGGCCUGACUUGGCGACAUGGAACUCCAUGAUCAGUGGUUUCGAGCAGCUGUCAAGAAACGACGACGCGAUUUUGUUCUUUAGAAAGAUGCUGUCUUGCGGUGAAGUGCCGAAUGUCCGGUGCUUGACAAGCUUGUUAGCCGCGUGUUCGUCUCUAUCCGAGCAGCGCUACGGAAGGCAGAUUCACGCGUAUGUUCUGCGACUGAAGUUAAUUGACGACGAAUUCUUAGCUACGGCAAUCAUCGACAUGUAUAUGAAAUGCGGACUUCCUUCAUUAGCUUACGCCGUUUUCAGCCAAUUCCGUAUAAAGCCAGUCGACGCGCCAUUCUGGAAUGCCAUGAUCUCCGGCUACGGGAGAAACGGCGAUUCCAAAGCUUCGUUCGAUAUGUUCGGUAAAAUGAUUGAAAAUAAAGUUAAGCCGGAUUCAGCUACCUUCAGCUGCCUCUUGACUGUUUGCAGCCAGACAGGCGAAGUCCAUGAAGGUUUCCGGAUUUUUCGAUUGAUGACCGUAGGAUACGGCUUGAAUCCUACCUCAAAGCACAUGAACAUUUUGAUCGAUCUGCUCGGUCGUUCGGGCAGGCUAGAUGAAGCAUUGGAAGUUCUUCGAUCAACGGAUGAAUCUUCGGCUGCUGCUUUUGCUUCUCUGCUCGGCGCCUGCAAGCAGUUUUUGGAUUCGAAGACGGGCGAUGAGAUCGCCGGGAGGCUUAUGGAAUUGGAGCCGGGAAACCCGAUUCCGUUUGUGAUUUUAUCGAAUAUAUAUGCUGGACAGGAGAAAUGGCGAGAUGUGCAGAGAAUUAGGAAGAUGAUGGAGAAGAAGGGGCUCAAGAAACUCACUGCCAUUAGCGCCAUUGGAGCAGCUUGAAAAGGUGCACGAAAUUUUAUCACUUGAUGAUUUUGAGUUAUACGAUUUGAAUGUUUUUGGCCAAAACAUUGAUGAAUGAUCGAAGAAAGGUUUCGACUUUUGCUGGAAAUUUUUGUAGAUUUGAUCGGGAUUUAUUUGUUGACAAUUUUUUGUUGUUGUUUUUUGGAUAAA
Messenger RNA from Andrographis paniculata, 2100 nucleotides. Its product is annotated as pentatricopeptide repeat-containing protein At2g02750-like. The coding region runs from base 76 to 1929 and encodes 617 amino acids. Gene Ontology annotation, biological process: RNA modification. The record is from RefSeq and is a predicted model, not a curated record. Gene Ontology annotation, molecular function: protein binding; RNA binding. NCBI's taxonomy places the organism in Eukaryota, Viridiplantae, Streptophyta, Magnoliopsida, Lamiales, Acanthaceae. The transcript has a single exon.